This is a messenger RNA of Cylindrotheca closterium, 1347 nucleotides long. The record is from the annotation of a GenBank genome assembly. NCBI's taxonomy places the organism in Eukaryota, Bacillariophyta, Bacillariophyceae, Bacillariales, Bacillariaceae.
AUGGAUGCUACCAAGCUAUCACUAGCUCCCAUGAUGGAAUACACUGAUCGACACUUUCGUCACUUGGUUCGUCUGGUUUCGAAAAAGACCCUGUUGUAUACCGAAAUGGUGGCUGCAAAUGCCCUUUGUCACGAGAGACGGAAUCAAGUAGAAGAGUAUCGUACAAACAAUGCCCUAGCAACCGAGGAAGAGGUACAAGAGAACUAUUCCGAUCAAUAUUUGCAACGCUACCUGAAACAAGGCAAGGUGGACCCACUAGAGGGAGCCUCGGUGCUGCAACUCGGGGGAAGUGAUCCAAAACAAAUGUACGAAGCAGCUGAAGUGGUCAUGGAUAUGGAAAAGCGUGGAUGGUGCGACUAUACGGCUAUUAAUUUGAACUGUGGGUGUCCGUCGCCCAAAGUUGCUGGCAAGGGAUGCUUCGGUGCUGCCUUGAUGGAUGAGCCAAAACUGGUAGAAGAGUUGACUCGCGCCUUGCACGAUGGUACUUCCGGAACCAUGCCUAUUACAGUCAAGUGCCGAAUCGGCACUGAUUCUCAAGAAGCAUUCACAAAGGCAGGAUAUGCACAAGCGGACGAGGAAGUGGAGUACCGAAGACUGUGCGAGUUCAUUGAGACCAUUGCUGGUGGUGGCAUAGUGACUGACUUUCAAGUCCAUGCUCGUAUUGCUGUGCUUCAAAAGUCCUUUUCUCCUGCUGAUAACCGAAAGGUGCCUCCUUUGAAGUACAAUCUUGUCCGAAGACUUGUUCACGAUUAUCCAGAAUUGUCUUUUUCCAUUAAUGGUGGUGUGGAGUCUGUGGUACAAGCCCAACAAGAGUUUGAGGCCUGUCCAGAUUUAGCAGGGGUGAUGAUUGGGCGAGCAUGGGCAGCCGAUCCAUGGAGUUUUGCCAUGACCGAUAGAGUGCUCUAUAAUGAUUCCCAUGCUCCAAAAAAUCGGUUGGAAGUACUCCAAGCAUAUGGAAAGCAUGCCGACGCUGAAGAAAUGAAUGGUGAUCCCACCAAAAUUCGACGAUUCAUCAUCAAGGCAAUUACUCAUUUGUUCACAGGCGAGUCCAAUUCUAAACGGUACCGCAUCGCAUUGGAUCAAAUUGCAGGUAUCCCCAAAAAGAUGAAGGCCGAAGGGAAAACUAUCGAGGGUCAGCCUCCUGUUUCCGAGUUGAUUUUGAAUGCGGCCUAUGAACAUCUUUCGGAAGAGACCUUGCUGCGAUCGCCAGAAGAGAGCUACGAACGCAAAUUGCAUGAGGAAAUGAAUCGUCUUGGGAGUAUUGAUGGUAUGAAUACUCGAUCAAACGCCGUCGCACAGUGGCAAACGCAACGCAAAGAAGAAGAAGAGGAACUAGAAACAGCUUGA